Molecule: messenger RNA, 597 nt
Organism: Emiliania huxleyi CCMP1516
Lineage: Eukaryota; Haptophyta; Isochrysidales; Noelaerhabdaceae
Exons: 1
Coding region: 1-597 (198 amino acids)
Source: RefSeq, a predicted model, not a curated record
AUGCGUUGCUCCGCCCCCGAGUGCGACGUUCUCGCACGGCUCUGUGUCGUGCGGGCGCCGCGUGGGCUCGGGCUUCUUUCCCCCGACUGCCUCUCCGCUCUGGGCGGAGGCACGUCUCUCAACCUCUGCGAGGCGAUCGAGCGCGUCGAUUUCAAAGAGAACCGCGUCGCCGGCGUCGGCACCGGCCCGCGGGCCGCCCCUUUGGACGACCGCCCGCGGCGGGUCGACCUCAGACUCGGCGGCAUCGGCUGCAGAGUGCACGCCGGAGACCGGGUGCGGCUGCAGGUGUGCUCGGCGGCUCACCCGAGGGCGAUGCGCCACCCGCUGCAGGCGCCUGGGGAGGACUGGCUGGGCGAGGGUUCGCUCGGCUCGCCCGCUACCCUCGAGCUCGUCUCCGACGCCGAGCACCCCUCGUGCGUGCAGCUGCCGGUGCUCGACGUCGAGCUAGCGCGUUGGACGUCAGUGGGCCGGCUGGGCCGAGGCGAUGUGCUCGAGACCGAGGGGGGGGGUCUUCGCACGUGGGUGCGCGACUCGAUUGACAGGCGGUCCACAGGGUACAGCGGAGCGGAGCGGGGCAGCGGCGGCUUGAGUGCUUGA